Molecule: messenger RNA, 3384 nt
Organism: Mycena citricolor
Lineage: Eukaryota; Fungi; Basidiomycota; Agaricomycetes; Agaricales; Mycenaceae
Source: the annotation of a GenBank genome assembly
UUUCUCGCCACCAGGACUCGCUAGUCCUGUGGCAUCGACAUCGUCGAAGGAAAAUAGCUUGCAGCGUAGUCUGACCAAGUCUAAGUCGCAGCCGAAAGUGUCAAGCUUGAACAAGAUUCAAGUCACAACGCGAAAACGCGUGCCUGUUCCCCCUGUUGUCGACUUGUCCCCAAUCAAAGGCUCGCCAACGGCGUCUCCGGCGAAACAACACGUCAUGGCCACCUUGAACAACAAUAGCAGACGAACACGCGAUAAUUUGCCGCUUGCCCCGAAGGACACUAACAGGGUCAAGGCAAAUGCGCAGCCACCAGUCAAACCUCUAUCCGAGCUGACAGGGAACCGGGCGCCCGUCAAGCGGGACUCGGUGCGGGACCGAGUGAGGGAGUGGGAAAGAGAAAAGGAGAGACUGAGAGAGAUGGAGAGAUUGGAUGAAUUGGAGCGGGAAAGAGAUGCUCAGAUUGAGGCUGAACGUGCGAAGAAACAACAAGAGGAGGAUGAGAAGGAGAAUAUGCAGCAGCAACAGCCGCAGCAGAUUCCAUCGACACCAGCUCCCAAAACUCAGGUGUCUACCGCCCCGGUGACUUCUCCUCGCAACCACAGCUUCAACAUCCCUAGCUUCAAGCACAGUGUGAAGCUGUCUUUCGAUAAGACUCUACAAUUCUACAAAAAUACGACGACCGCUGGCCGGUCUUCGAAGACUUUGGACGGCGGCGAAUCGCAGCAUAGCAGUACGAGGCGCGAGUCUUGGGAAGAUGAAGAGUUUGAACGGGAUGUGAAAUCUUCGCUUCCCGUCGUCCGACACGCGUUGCACAAUGAACGAGUUGCGGAAGACAACCGAAUGGAUCGGAUGGCUAUUUGGAUGCGCAACGUCGAGCGUGUAGUCGAAGAUACGCGCCAGAACUUCGCCUCGUCCUCGACCGAAGUGACGCCUCUGCCUCCGCUGCCGCUUCCGGUCUCCCCCAUUUCCCGCGCCAUACCGAGAGUCCAGACCAGCCGCUCGUCUCGCUUGCCUCGUAAGAUUCUGGCCGCAAGUCAGAUCUUUUCGGACGCGGACUCGAGCAUGAAUAUGUCGUCUAUGGAUGUUGCGGCGAAUACUUCUGCUGGUGCUGGAUUCAGCGAAGGAACGAGCCAGAUCAUGGCUCAGUUGCGUACUCCUGUGCGUCCGCGGAGAGCGACUGUCAGCACUGGGUCGCCUGGAGAUGGAGCUGACCAGUUGGAGACUGGAUCUCCAUCGAAGCGCAAAGAGAAGAGCAGAUCUCACGCGGACCUGAUAGACCGACGGAUUUCGCCGUUGGAGCAACUGGAGAAGGAGAUUGCUAAACCGAUCGUCUCGGCUCCUUCACCGCGACUGGCAGAUGUUCUGGACCGGAGUUUGAUCAUUGCGUCGCCAGUAUCCAAGCGCUCUGACGACCGCAGCCGAUCAUUCGACGAGCUCAACUCUUCACCAUAUCACGUUGAACCAUACAAGGUGCAAUCUCCUGCGGAAAUUCCCGACUCUCCCAGCGUGCGGCGUAUGGAAGGUGUCUAUGAUCGGUUCCUGAUGGCCACCACCGGUGUGAAGCGUGUCGGAAAGGGCUACCAAUCAGAUAACGCCGGACCUGUUUCGUAUACCGUCGGCGGGGCAGGCAAGGAGAACCAGCGACCUGUCCCCCAGAGGCAGUACCGGACGUUCAACUCGGCGCGUCGGGCGAUGCAGCCACCGGUGUCGAGCGAGGACUACAAGCGCCAGAGUGCGUCGGUCGACGAGUUGGGGAUGAUGACGUACCCUGCGGCACCCUGCACCCCGAAGGAGCAUGGCACCAACACCAACACCAUCACGCUUGUUCGCCGAGCGUUCAAGGCAUUCGUCCCUGGCUCCAAGCGCAUUUCGAGGGUCGGCAACUAGGCUCUCAUGUGCGUCUAUUUAUCCCCCCCACCGGUACAUCCCACAUUCUUUCGAACAUUUAUUUCGACUUUCUGCCGCUGUGUUAUCAUUAUCGUCUCUUGUCAAUGUUCUUUGCUUUGCUCACGCUAUGCUACGACCUGCUACUACGUACUUACGCAUUACCUCACGCAUCUGCUCAUGCUAUCUAUUCCUCACCUCACGCUUACGCUUACGCUGUCGAUGAUUCUUCUGCUUACUCUUCAUUUGUAUACGUCCAUCUACAACGUCUUCUUAUGUUUACUGUAUCACUCAGAAUGCUCAAAGUGAUUCCAAGCAGAAUCUGCUGAAUAUGUAUCGUGGAGCGUGGUGAAAGCACACUCCCGCUGGACCUAUUUUGGACAAGGUAUUCCAGCACAUCCGUCACGUGCCAGUGCUCUUGUUCCCAAUCCAGAACAAUGCCCCUAGGCGCAGAAGAAUGCUUAAAGGAGCCCUGCCCCAAAUGUGCCCGGCAUUUACGCCACAAAGCGCCUUUAACUAACUUCUCUGUCGACGAUCCUCCGCAUGGAUUCCCUAAUGACACCUGCCCACUCCCAACGACUCAAGUUCCUGCGAUCCAUCCGGAAGCUCGGAGACUUGAUCACAGACUCCUCGACGUUAUUGGAGGGACCACUGUCUCCGACAUCUCCGAUAUUGGGACCCGCACAAGGUUCCUCCCGCGCCUUCCUGUCGCUGCGCCUGUCGUCAAAAGAGCGCGCCCUCCGACUCUCACCGUCGGCGGAAUACCCCGCGAUCUCAAUCUCACCCUCAUUCAACGUCAGCCUGCCGCCGAGCCCGAGCGACUGGGACUCCGACACGGACGCGGUGGCGUGCGACCCGAUCCAGAAGCUGGCCAAGGUGCAGCGCACGCUGGGGAGCAACGUCCCGCCUUCGCUUGUGCUGGACUCCGUGCUUGGGGGUGGCGGAAAGCGCACCUGCAACCGCAACCGCUCGAGCACCGUCAGUGCGGCGCCCGAGUGCACGGCCGCGUCGGGCGUUGUCGCGCGGCGGAGGCGACAGCCGCACGCGCGCACUGGAUCGCGCGCGGCCCUCCGCCACGCGUCCUCUUCCUCUUCAAUGCAUAGUGCGGCCGUCCCGGGGGACGUGGGCCAAGAGUCGGAGGAGCCGUUCUCGUUCGAGCGGCUGAUGCCCGUCCCGUCUGGCGCCGGUUCCACGCAGGCAGUGGGAUCUGACGACCGGGACUCGGACGACACGAGGAGCGGGAUGUACAGGAAGGAGGUGGGAUGGAGUGGGGAAUGGAGCGGGGACGUUAGGUGCUUGGAGGAUGUUGUAAAGGGGUUGCGCGAGCUCAGGUCGAGCUGAGGUGCCUUCUUUUCCGCCUGGCGCGCGUAUGUAUCAUUUCUCGGAACAAUGUGUAGCGAUAUUGGCCACCCACACUCUAUCUUACUUUACCAUUCUGUAGUACUUAUGUGCAUGUAUCGAUAAUUUUUCGCCGUGGGCAGCAUCGAUUUCAGAGUUGGCGC